AUGCAGGACUCCGAGCGAAAACUGUCGCUGGACGUAACCGGUGCCGAAGACGUCCCGCCUGUGGCCAAGCCGGAGAAGACCCCCAAACAGAGGCUUCUUCAUUGGGUGUGUGGCAAGCUUCCGGAAGCCGUGACAGUGACGAACUUCACCAGCGACUGGAACGACGGCCGGGCUUUGGGUGGCUUGGUAAAUUCUAUCUCCCCUGAGUCUCUGGAAGAUUGGCGCGAUUGGGACUCUGCACACGCCCUGCAAAAUACUACGAAGGCCAUGUCAGCGGCCACUGAAGAUCUUGGCGUGGCGCCGUUGCUGACCCCGGAAGAGCUUUCGAAUCCAAACGUUGACGAGAAGUCGGUGAUGACGUAUCUUGCGCAGUUUGCCAAGGCCACUCCACCACUCAGCAAAGCUGCGCAGCGGCUUCUUAUUUGGAUCAACACCCAGCUCGGCGGUGGAUUCACAAUCGAAAACUUUUCGACUGAUUGGAAAAAUGGAUUGGCUUUGGCUGCCUUGGUCAAUUCAAUCGAUUCCGACCUUCUGACGGAUUGGCGCAGUUGGUCAGCUACAGAGGAAUUGGAGAACACGAGGAAAGCUCUGUUGGCAGCGUCUGAAAGUCUCGGUGUGGCCUCGUCGCUGCGCGCAGAAGACAUUGUCAACUCCACCCUUGACGUGAACAUUGUGGUCACCUACCUGACGCAAUUCCAACAGGUCGCUUUGUCGAUGGAAGAAAGGAACAAUAAGCUUUUGGAUUGGGUUCGUAGCCGGCUUCCGGAGGGCUUCAAAGUCAAUAACUUUUCUACUGAUUGGAACGAUGGGGUGGCUUUAGCUGCUUUGAUCAAUUCAAUUUCGCCCGACUCGCUGAAAGAUUGGCGCAGUUGGUCGUCUACCAAUGCAUUGGAGAACAUUCGAAAAGCUAUGGCUGCUGCUUCUGACCUCGGUGUCACGACAGUGCUUGCCCCAGAAGAGCUUGCAAAUCCGACCGUCAACGAGAAGUCUGUGAUGACGUAUCUUGCGCAGUUUGCCAAGGUCACUCCGCCGCUCAGCAAAGAUGCUCAAGAGCUUUUGGUUUGGAUCAAUGCCCAGCUCCCCGGUCUCAAAAUCGCUAACUUCUCCACGGAUUGGAAAAAUGGAUUGGCUUUGGCUGCCUUGGUCAAUUCAAUUGAUUCCAACCUUCUGAAGGAUUGGCGCAGUUGGUCAGCUACAGAGGAAUUGGAGAACACGAAAAAAGCUCUGUUGGCGGCUUCUGAAGAUCUCGAUGUGGCCUCGUCGCUGCGCGCUGAGGACUUUGUCAACUCUACUCUUGACAUGAACACUGUGUUUGCUUACCUUACGCAAUUCCAACAGGUCUCUCCACGAAUGAAACAAAGCAAGCAGAAGCUUUUGGUUUGGAUUCGUAGCCUGCUUCCGGAAGGCAUCGAAGUCAAUAACUUUUCUACCGAUUGGAACGAUGGGUUGGCUCUAGCGGCUUUGAUCAAUUCAAUUUCACCCGACUCGCUGAAAGAUUGGCGCAGUUGGUCGUCUGCCGAUGCCCUGGAAAACAUGCGUAAAGCUAUGGCGGCCGCCUCUGACCUCGGCGUCACGACAGUGCUCACCCCGGAAGCGCUUGUGAAUCCGAACGUUGACGCGAAGUCUGUGCUGACGUAUCUUUCACAAUUUGAAAAGGUCGCUCCACCGCCCAGCAAAACCGCUGAUGUCACUGUCUCGGGCCCGGGUCUCCGCUGCGCGCAAUCCGGUGCUCCUGCCACUUUUUCCGUCUACACGAAGGGGUUUGCGGAAAGCGAAUUAUCUGUUGUCAUCGAGGGUCCAAAUGAUGUUGAGGUUCACUCGUCAACUCCAUUUUCCAUCGCAACUGACGAGCUCGGCAUCGCAUCGGUCACUUGGACGCCAUCUGGAUCCGGUCUGUACAAAAUCUACAUCAAGCUGGGCGGAGAGGAGUUGCCGGACUCGCCUUAUGCCGUUGAUGUGGCUGGGGCCGGUGGGGAGACCCAUCAUGCUCCCACAAAAGCAGAGCACGCGGCGGCAAAACCGGAUACGAUCUCGAAGCAGGGGCUGCUUCAUUGGGUGUGUGGCAAGCUUCCGGAAGGCGUUACGGUGACGAACUUCACAAGCGACUGGAACGACGGCCGGGCUUUGGGUGGCUUGGUAAAUUCUAUCUCCCCUGAGUCUCUGGAAGAUUGGCGCGAUUGGGACUCUGCACACGCCCUGGAAAAUACUACGAAGGCCAUGUCGGCGGCCACUGAAGAUCUUGGCGUGGCGCCGUUGCUGACCCCGGAAGAGCUUUCGAAUCCAAACGUUGACGAGAAGUCUGUGAUGACGUAUCUUGCGCAGUUUGCCAAGGUCAAUUCAAUCGAUUCCGACCUUCUGACGGAUUGGCGCAGUUGGUCAGCUACAGAGGAAUUGGAGAACACGAGGAAAGCUCUGUUGGCGGCUUCUGAAAGACUCGGUGUGGCCUCGUCGCUGCGCGCAGAAGACUUUGUCAACUCCACCGUUAAUGUGAACCUGUUAGUCACUUACCUGACGCAGUUGCAAAAGGUCUCUUACCCGAUGAAAGACAGCACCCAGAAGCUUCUGCAUUGGAUCCAGGGCCAGCUUCCGGAAGGCAUCAAAGUCAACAAUCUUUCCGAGGACUGGAGCGAUGGAUUGGCUCUAGCGGCUUUGAUCAAUUCAAUUUCACCCGACUCGCUGAAAGAUUGGCGCAGCUGGUCGCCUACCGAUGCCCUGGAGAACAUUCGAAAAGCUAUGACAGCUGCGUCUGAGAUCGGUGUGACGACAUUGCUAACCCCAGAAGAGCUAGCAAAUGGCAGUGCUGAUCCGAAUGUCUUGGUGACCUACCUCGUGCAAUUCGCUAAGGGUACAUCCGUCUAUGUUUUCUUCACGUCAACUUCCCGUGCCGUCGCCUCAGGACCGGGUCUAAGUUCCGCGGGAUCGGGUGCUCCAGCCACUUUUUAUGUCUAUACCAAGGGAUGUGAGGACAGCGAAUUGUCAGUCGUCAUCCAAGGUCCAACGGAAGCCCCAAUUUCCAUCGAAACCGAUGAAGGCAUCUCGUCGAUCAGAUGGACACCCUCUGGACCCGGUCUGUACAAAAUCUUCAUCAAACUGGGCGGGGAAGAAUUGCCGGGCUCGCCUUAUGCCGUUGAUGUGGCUGAGACUCGUCAAAAGACGCAUUAUACAGCCAGGAGGGCGGAGUUCGCGAUUGAUAUCUCGUCACACUCUGGAGAGACAGGCACUUUGACCGCUACAUGCACAUCUCCUUCGGGUCACGUCGAACCUUUGGAAGUCGAGACUGUUGGAGAAGGACUACUAGCUGUUACUUUCGUUCCUCGCGAGUGUGGCGUGCAUUGGGUCAAUAUCUAUCGCGAUGGCAUUCCGAUCGCGAAUAACCCCCACGAAGUCUUGGUGGAGAACAUCAAUGCUGAUGCGACGAAAGUCCAAGUGAAUGACAACUAUAAGAAGCAAAUUCGUGUCCAUGAAGAGAACGAGAUCCUUGUCAACACAUCAGACGCAGGAACUGGCAGCCUGGGCGUUUCGAUCCAAGGCCCUUCAAAGGCGGACCUCGUAUGCCGUGAGGUGGAACGCGGUCUCAUCGCGAUUCGAUAUCAAGUUGAAGAACCGGGCAUCUACAUGGUCUUCCUCAAGUUCGGCGACGAGCCCGUGAAAGGAAGUCCUAUCUCGAUCGAAUGUACCGCGUCAGAGGGAACUAACGCCUCUGCCGAAACGCUGGAAAGCGAACAGUUUGAUGAUGAGGCGCCCGUGCAAGGGUUCGAAGUGCCGUUUAAUAAUGGAGAUGUCACCAAAGUUCGCGCUCACGGCCCGGGCCUCCACAGAUUCACCGCCGGAAAGUCUGCAUCAUUCAACAUCGACACUGGAUCGGCUGGACCCAACCUAAUCACGGUCGGUAUCAUCACUUCCAAGGGCUUUUGCGAGCUGGUCGCCGUCAAGCAUUUGGGCAACGGCCGUUUUGAUGUCAACUACACGAUUAAUGAGAAGGUGCGUGGCCUGAUCUAUGUCCGGUACGGCGACUGCGAAAUUACCGGCUCGCCGUUCCCGAUCGACUCGAAC
Mesorhabditis spiculigera is the source of this 4053-nucleotide messenger RNA. NCBI's taxonomy places the organism in Eukaryota, Metazoa, Nematoda, Chromadorea, Rhabditida, Rhabditidae. The record is from the annotation of a GenBank genome assembly.